Molecule: messenger RNA, 1357 nt
Organism: Cetraspora pellucida
Lineage: Eukaryota; Fungi; Glomeromycota; Glomeromycetes; Diversisporales; Gigasporaceae
Source: the annotation of a GenBank genome assembly
AAGUUUAGGAAACCCCAAAAGAAUAAGUGUUCUCGAAAAGAGCGAUUUAUAUUGUAAAAGACAAUCGAAUUAUGAGUGGAUUAAACAUUUUAUCAUAUUAAUUUGUUUUUUUGAAUCAAUUCUAAUUAUGAUAUAUGACGUAAAGCAAAUAUAUGAUGAAGGAACACCAGCAGAUGUAAUUAUAAAUUUAGAGCUUUUAAGAUGGAUUUUCGAUAUUAUUUAUUUUCUUUUGGUUUCUUUCGUAUCUUUUAGAUUUUUCUUUCGUCAAAAAAUUCCCAAAAGAGCUUCAUUCUGCAUCAUAUUAGUUUCAAUUAUGCAAGUCUUCUUUGAAUAUGCUUUAUAUUGCACACCUAAAGGUGCCGAUUCAAUUUUUUUCUUUAUUUUAACCACUAUUUUAACUCGUACUAUUUCAUCAUUCUUUUCGAAUGAUAAUUUUAAAGAUAUUAGAGUUAAAGAUAUUGAACACUAUGGAAUUAAAAAUCUUGAAGAAGAAAAAAAUUAUAAAUUUGUUUUUUUACGGAUUCUUCAAGAAGACAAAAUUUAUGACUACUUGGGUCAUCAAAGACUUUAUAUACAGGUUAAUGAUAAUGAUAACAAGAUGCAAGAAUAUAUUAAAAAUAUUCAAGAAUUUUAUCGAAAACAGGAGUACGAAUAUGUCAGAGAAGUCUAUGAGCAAUUGACUAAAAAACUUGGUGGAAGAAAAAAAAGAUGCUAUUACCAAAGAUUUAUCCAAUGUAUUAACAAAGUUAUAAAAGGCAAGCAAUUUGAGGAUAAUAAAGGCAAGAAAGUUGAGGAUAAUGACAAUGAAUGUUAUCUGUGUAGAACCCAAAAAAGUCAUACUAGAAUUAACAUUGACACAACAGAAAAUCAUUUUAUACAAAUUAAAACAAUUGAUGGAACCCAAAUUACAGAAGACUAUACUGACUACAAAAAUAAUUUUGAAGAAAUUGUUUCUGAAAAAUUUAAAGAUCCAGUUGGUAUAACACGCAUAUUUGGUAGAUAUUACGAUAUUGUUGAUAAUGAAUAUAAAAUACCAGGAGCAAAAAUUAUGUCUAAACAUCUUUCUGAAAGCAAUGUAAAAGUUUAUGCAAAUGUUCUUGAACUGGGUUAUUUUCAAUAUUUUGUUUAUUCGCAUAGAGCAUAUAAGGACAGCAAACAGAAUAAUAAACCAUAUGAUAAAGCAGAUAUAGAGAUUAUUAUUAGUGAUAAACAUAAGAUUGUAUUCACAAAUUCUAAUGUUAAAUGGUAUGUGAUUCCGGGAUUUGGAACAAGAAAAGACAAUACUAUAGAAUAUAAAGAAUGUAAAAAAUUACAAGACAUACUCAAUAAUAUUGAGACGCCACCAUCAAUAGAUUGA